AUGGCAUGUACAUCAUGUCGGCAAGUUAAACUGCGAUGCGACGCCACGAAACGCUUCCCAGCGCCAUGCACCCGGUGCCAGGAACAUCGUAUGAGCUGCAAAUUUGACUCCAAGUUUAAAAGAAGGCCAGCGAGGGGGUCGCUUACCAAGGUAAUGGAAGAGAAUGACCGACUACGCCGUCUGGUCCAGGAUUCAGGAACAGUGCCUGCGGAAUCAGGCAUCCACACCGCUUCGCCAGCAGAGCGAACGGAUCAAGACCCUCGUUUCGUCGCCGACUUCGCCUGGGAGUUGCCCGCAUCACAGGCACUGGAAGAAGUUCAAUUGGACGGUCUGGCUAUCCGCGACCUUUUUGAGCACUUUUCUCGUCACUAUUUCCGUCACCUGCCAAUCUUGGAUUUGAGAAAACCCAUCGAUUCUAUCAGGAUCGCAAAUCCUCUUCUUUUCUGGACAGUCAUAGUAAUUGCAUCCAGAAAGCAUCCGCUACAUGGAACUCUCUUCUGUUCGCUAAAGGUGCCGUUCCUGCGGAUGCUGUCGGAAUAUCUGACUCGCUCCAUUCGCAGCAUUUGGACCAUUCAAGCGCUUCUACUCCUUUGUCUUUGGCCUUUCCCCGUAGCAAGUCAACUGGAUGAUCCGAGCUGGGAAUAUUGUGGGAUCGCCGUUGCCGCUACCCUGAAAAUGGGUCUUGACGACUCUCCAGCGUCCUGGGGCGAAGCUAUUCGACCCAGCCCAGAUGAGCUUACUUGGCGGUCCAAGACGUGGCUUGGAUGCCUUUGCGUCAGCACUAAUCUUGCGGCCUGUCUCUCGCUCCCGCCGCCAAUGGCCUCUGUCGCUCCACUGAUGCCUAGAGUUCGCGACAGUACGAGGAGCAGCCUUCCUGACGACUUUCUGGCGCUGCUCGAAGUUCAAGCCCAUUCAAUCCGAGCAGCUUCGUUGUUGAGCAAUCAGAUCAGCAACACGGCCCAAAGAUCAUUCAUAGAACUGCUCGAUAGUGAUUUGGACGCGGUGGAAGCCCGUAUGCCAAGCGGCAUGUCUGCCUCCCUUCAAAUCAGCGUACUUGCAGCACGCCUUCGGCUGUACUCGCUGCCACUACUCUCUCAAAUCUCACCUAGGAUUGUAGACGACUGCGCAGAUGCCCUUUCCAAGGCCAUAUGGUACAAAGGCUUCCAUGUAGCCAUGCGGCUGGUGAAUACCUUUGCUGAAUGGACUCAAUCAGACCGCAAAGACGAUUGUGACUCGACAGGUGAGAUGUUGACCAUUCAUUUUCCGAAACAGUAUUUCUAUGCUCUUGUCAUGGCAGGUAUGUACUUUAUCAACUUGCUAGUUAUCGAGACCAAUAUAUCCGCGUCCGACAAGCUGCUCGCCCAGAAUCAUAUCAAACAAGCAUAUGAAACGAUUACCGCCCAGUCGACCGAGGACAGGGAUGAAGCUUCGCGAGCAGGGAAAGCAAUUGACUUUCUCUCGCGCCAGAUCGAGGCGCAAAGCGGAUCUCUAGAACUGGGUCAAUCCGCCCAUGGAAAUCGUCCUUUGAACAUUAUCAACAGCGGUAUGAGGAUGGCAGGGCAGUUUCGAAGCAAGCUACGUCGCUCUGGGGAGUCGAAUACCCCUGCAAACUUACCUGCUGGGGUUUCCGAGCUGCCGGCGUUCGAAGACUUUACGGAAAUGCCGCCAUGGGGAGACGACUUGUUCGAAUGGAAUACCUGGUUCGCUGGAACGGAUUAUAUGAGCACAUUAUUCCAAAUGCCAGCGGAAACUGUUUAG
This is a messenger RNA of Aspergillus puulaauensis, 1758 nucleotides long. RefSeq names its product Zn(II)2Cys6 transcription factor. Gene Ontology annotation, cellular component: nucleus. The transcript has 5 exons. NCBI's taxonomy places the organism in Eukaryota, Fungi, Ascomycota, Eurotiomycetes, Eurotiales, Aspergillaceae. Gene Ontology annotation, biological process: DNA-templated transcription; regulation of DNA-templated transcription. The record is from RefSeq and is a predicted model, not a curated record. The coding region runs from base 1 to 1758 and encodes 585 amino acids. Gene Ontology annotation, molecular function: zinc ion binding; transcription cis-regulatory region binding; DNA-binding transcription factor activity, RNA polymerase II-specific.